Messenger RNA from Arachis stenosperma, 1047 nucleotides. RefSeq lists its product as uncharacterized. NCBI's taxonomy places the organism in Eukaryota, Viridiplantae, Streptophyta, Magnoliopsida, Fabales, Fabaceae. The record is from RefSeq and is a predicted model, not a curated record. The transcript has a single exon. Gene Ontology annotation, molecular function: nucleic acid binding; RNA-DNA hybrid ribonuclease activity. The coding region runs from base 1 to 1047 and encodes 348 amino acids.
AUGGUGGCUAAAUCGGUGAAAGUUAUAGCACAAGCUGAUCUCAUCAAAUAUAUGUUAAGUUUCCCAAUGUUACGAGGACGUUUAGGAAAAUGGAUGCUAACUUUGACAGAGUUUGAUUUACAAUAUAUCCCGGCCAAAGCUGUGAAAGGUCAGGUCAUUGCAGAUUUUCUUGUAGAUAAUUCGAAAGAUCUGAAUGACCAGAGGGUAAAUGUAAUCGACAUUGAAGUCGAUUAUUGGAAGUUAUAUUUUGAUGGAUCGAAGCAUAAAGAUGGUGCAAGGGUUGGAAUUCUUAUUAUCUUACCAGAGGGAAUUCUAUCAGAAUUCUUGUUUGAAUUAAAAUAUCCUUACUCGAAUAAUGUGGCAGAGUACGAAACUUUGAUUUUGGGUCUCGAAAUAUUAAUUAGUAAAAGGGCUUUGGAAGUUCAAAUACUAGGGGAUUCUCAGUUGGUUUUAAAGCAUUUAUUGAAGGACUUUAAAUACAAUAAUGAGAAGUUGCAAAAGUAUUUAACAACUGCUUGGGAGUUUUUAACCUCCUUUCGAAAAGUUUCUUUGGUUCACAUCCCCAGAAUCCAUAAUGAAAUUGCUAAUAAAUUAGCCCAAAUUACUUCGAGAUAUAGAAUCGGUCCAGAAACUCUUAAAAAAUUGGCUAGUAUCCAUCAAAUAUUAGUGCCUGUGAAUGAAAGAGAGGCUUUAUGCAUAGAUAAAUGGAAAAAUGAUUAUUGGAGAAAGCCUAUUGCUGAGUAUUUAAAAAAUCUCAGCACCUCAGUUGAAAGAAAGAUAAACUUGCAGGCGAUGAGUUUUGUUAUAAUGGCUGAUGAAUUGUAUAAGAAAGGAAUUGAUGGAAGUUUAUUGAGAUGUUUAGGUCAAGAUGAUCAAAUUAUUGCUUUGGGCAAAGUCCAGAAAGAGAUAUGUGGUGCCCAUCGGGCUGGGAAGAAGAUGAAAUGGGUUUUAUAUCGCAAUCACGUGUAUUGGCCGUCUAUGAUAAAAGAUAGUAUCAAUUAUGCAAAGGCAUGUCAGGAAUGCCAGAAACAUGGUCCGAUACAGUAG